Molecule: messenger RNA, 550 nt
Organism: Panicum virgatum (switchgrass)
Lineage: Eukaryota; Viridiplantae; Streptophyta; Magnoliopsida; Poales; Poaceae
Exons: 1
Coding region: 35-262 (75 amino acids)
Source: RefSeq, a predicted model, not a curated record
AAGCAUUCAGCACUUGUACAAGCAGGGGAAGAAAAUGGCCAGCAAGAAGGUGAUCGUCCUCGUGGCGGCGCUCCUCGUCGUCGCCGUCGCGCUGGAGGCCGUCCCUCAGGCGACCGCCGCCAUGGACUGCAAGGCCGGGUGCGCCGAGCUCAAGGACUCCCCGCUCGGCGGUGCCGCCGACUGCGAGAAGAAAUGCUUGGAGAUCGCCGCCACCAAGGGGCCCACGGACCCCAACAAGGCGGCCAAGUGGGACAUCCCGUAAACAUGAGGGCUUGUCGUCCACGUCCGUUCUUUACCAAUUACCACCGCCCCGGCAUCCAUGGAUCUCUACACGCGCAAUAAUGUUGUUUAAUUUCCCAAUUCAUUUCCUGUCUGGUUCUUUUUUUUUUCAUUUACAUUUUGAGCAAAUCAGAUCCCCGAUCGACCUGCAAUAAUGUUUUUUAAUGUUGCUCAAGAUGUUUCAUAGUUUUGUAUUAUUAGACGAAUAAAUUACUCCAAAGGAAAUGGAGCAGGCUUUAUUGUUUAUUCACACUAGCCAUCUAAAAUCUGA